UAACUCCUGAGUUAGUUUGGAAGGUGGCGGUUAUGUGGGACAUGGAGCCCUUCUGACUGCUCGCUGCUCUCUGUGGAAUGCCCUGCUUUCAGUAGCACCCAGAAAUUUUACCUGCCUCUUCACACAUGAAACUGAUAUGAAAAUGGCCCUUGGAAAUAAGAGAUGUGGGGGUAGCCUUAAAUAUUCAGGAUCUUUAUUAUUAAUGAAUGCACUUCUGUAAGCCCUGAAAACACUGCAUUCACAAAUAUUACUGUUUUGCAUGCAAUUGCUGGGCAGCCAGAACAAGAAAUCAACUCUGCAUAGGAAUGCUACAUCUGGAAACCUGAUUUUACUCAGCUUCUGUCUUCCACUACUGCUGAGUCAUUUAUAUGGAGGUUCGACUAGAAUGCUUCUCCAGAGAAACUAAGAAAGAUGCUCUUAAUAGUAUUGAGAAUUCCAUUUAUAGAACAGCCUUCAAAUUACGAUCAGUGCAAACUCUGUGCCAGUUGGACCUGAUUGACAGCUCCCUGAUUCAGCAGGUCCUACUGUGUCCAAGUUUCUGGGAAGCUUGCAAGUGUUCCCUCUCUGUGCAGCAGCUUUCACAGGCACUCCAAGAGCUGUUUCAGAAAGCCAGGGAGGAAAAUCCCGGACAGGUACAUCCCAGAGCUUCGGAACUCACUCUGAGCCUUCUCACGACAAUGUACAACAGCACAGAAACAGGUUUUCUCCAGCUUAUGCCUGUGGCCGCUGCCCUGAUAACCCUCUCAGGAGACAGCCCUCUUACAAAAUACCGAGCUCUUUUUCAGCUCUAUGCAGAAAAUAGCAGGGGAGGUUAUGAUUCUGGGACACGCAUGACUCGAAGGGUUUUGAGAAAACUACUAGCAGAUCUACAGCAGAUCCCAACUGUCGUGGGAGAGAGUCGUGCUCUGUGCUCUGUGGAAAGUGCCACCCGCAGCUGUUUCCAAGGGGUGUUGAGCCCAGCAAUCAAAGAAGAGAAAUUCCUGUCUUGGGUGCAAUCUGAGCCUCCCAUCCUCCUGUGGCUCCCGACCUGCCACCGGUUAUCAGCUGCUGACAGGGUCACUCACCCUGUUCGGUGCAUGGUCUGCAGGACUUUCCCGAUCAAGGGACUCAGGUACCGCUGUCUGAAGUGUCUUAACUUUGACAUCUGCCAGAUGUGUUUCUUAUCUAGUCUCCACAGCAAGUCCUAUCAGAAGUCUCAUCCUGUCAUUGAGUACUGCGUACAGAUGUCAGCAAUGCAGAAUACGAAGCUUCUCUUCAGGACCCUCAGAAACAACCUUCUUCAGGGGCGCUGUAGGAAGAAAGAAGUGGUGAGAAGGCAGCACCUGCUGGACCAGAUGAAUCCAAAGGAUGUGGCUCACCAUGGACAGGCCAGGCUUCUUAAAAAACAGUUAAACCAAUACAAAGACAAGCUGCAAGCUAUAUACACCUCCCGGGAAGAAAGAAGUUGCCAAUUUGAAACAAAGAUUCACAGACUCAAAACCAACCAGGAUAGUCUAUGGACCAAGCUACAGCAGAUAAGACAGGACCUACAGGCAAGGUUGCAGCCACCCCAUCCUUCAUCUUCUUCCUUUCACGGUGUGGAGACCAAGGUUGACCAUUCUCCAACUGAAAAAGUUCCAAAGAGAGGGGAUUAUUUGCAGAUCAAGAAUGCCACCGAAGAUGGUUCAAGAUGGGAACCUGUUCCUAAUCCUGAGGAGGUUGACAGAAGUCACAGAAGUCACACAAAUGCAGAGCAUGCUCUGCAAAAUCCAAAAUCACCAGAGACCACAUUGCACAGCACCAGAGCACAAAGUCACACACAAAUGAUGCUGAAAAAAGUCAUUAGCGCCCUACCCAGUUGUCAGGAGGGACUGAAGCCAGAUACCCCCAAAAAGGCUCCUGAUGAAAUGAGCAGUCCUGCUGUGGCAGCUGUGGAAAGGAAAGAAGCAGGUAACAUCAAGGAGAGAAAGGAUGAGCUGGAGGAAGAGGAACUGCAAGAACUAUUGUCAAGACUUAUGAAUGCCUUCAAUCUAGAAAUGCCGUCAGGCCCGGAGUCUUCAGUAAACAUGGAUCUGUACAGUGGAGCUCAGCAAGUGUGCAGGGCCUUCUCUGCUCUUGUUGAUCAAAUCACCUUGCCCAGUUUGGAGUGAAAUGGAGUCCAGUCUCAAAGGCUUCUUGGUGUGAUGACAAAAUGCAGUUGCACAUCUGUAUCAAAAGGAUUAAGACUUCUACUUUUCUUUUAAUAGUUUGGUGUGAACUAUGAAGAAAAUAAGUUUUGUUUUUUGAUCUCCCUACUUAUGUAUCUUAGGUCUUCAUUUCAGAGUGAAGGUUGAGGGUUGGGGGUAAGUAGAGGAUGAAGAAGGAAAGAAGAAAUGGCAGAGUCAGAUCUCUGCAUGCAAUGGUCAUGAAUACCUCCAGAGUAACAUUCAACUGUGUAACCUCAUGGAUGCCUGCGAUGUCUUCCUCAAGUAUCAUGUAAAUUACUGAAUUGAUGGUCUAAUUUUUUAUCUUGAUGUUUCUGCUGGAGAAUAGGCUUAGCAAAGAACUAAAUACACACAAACACACACACACACACACACACACACAAUUGACUGCAUGUAAAACUGGUAACAUCUGAAUAAAUUUGGAUUAUACCAAUAUCAGUUUCCUGGUUAUAAUAUUGUGCCAUAGUUAUGCAAGAUGGUCCCAUUGGGGAAACUAUAUGAACGGCAUACAGAUGUCUCUGUAUUAUUUCUUAUAACUGUAUAUGAAUCAAGUAUCUCAAAAUAAAAAAUUU
This is a messenger RNA of Cebus imitator (Panamanian white-faced capuchin), 2755 nucleotides long. It is a transcript of the gene DYTN, whose product is annotated as dystrotelin. Gene Ontology annotation, biological process: synaptic signaling. Gene Ontology annotation, cellular component: plasma membrane. NCBI's taxonomy places the organism in Eukaryota, Metazoa, Chordata, Mammalia, Primates, Cebidae. The transcript is spliced from 12 exons. The record is from RefSeq and is a predicted model, not a curated record. The coding region runs from base 369 to 2129 and encodes 586 amino acids. Gene Ontology annotation, molecular function: zinc ion binding.